Messenger RNA from Fundulus heteroclitus (mummichog), 1637 nucleotides. It is a transcript of the gene tacr1a, whose product is annotated as tachykinin receptor 1a. Lineage: Eukaryota; Metazoa; Chordata; Actinopteri; Cyprinodontiformes; Fundulidae. Gene Ontology annotation, biological process: positive regulation of flagellated sperm motility; G protein-coupled receptor signaling pathway. Gene Ontology annotation, molecular function: substance P receptor activity. Gene Ontology annotation, cellular component: plasma membrane; sperm midpiece. The transcript is spliced from 5 exons. Bases 348 to 1637 code for a protein of 429 amino acids. The record is from RefSeq and is a predicted model, not a curated record.
AGGACAGCACUAGAAGGCAGAGCAGAGUUCUCUCUCUCAGUUACCGAGCUGAUUGAGCGCACACAUCUGCCACUAUCAAUGUGCGUAAAAGGCGCGCCUUUGUCUUUACGCACGGCGCAUAGUGGGGAUAUUUUUUGAACUCCUAUAUCAGGCACCUAUAGUCAAUCCAUAGAGGGAGAUUUUGUAUGUGGACACGUAACCGGCUGUGCGUGUUUAAUUACAAAGUGCUUUGCUCUAAAUGAGCGUGGCGCAAAACUCCCCACUGCUAUUUCUCCCGUUUGAAACUGGACUUAUAAUUCUGGUGCAACCUGUAGUGGUGCAGUGAUUCUUGCGUUCGGAACAGCAGAAUGGAUCCUUUAUUCAAUACGACCGAUGCCCCAAGCGCGCCAGUCAGCUCCAACGGCACCGACAACGGAACGGCGUACUGGAACCAGUUCGUGCAACCAGUCUGGAGAAUCGUCCUGUGGGCGAUUGCGUACAGUUGCAUAGUGGUUGUGUCAGUGGUAGGCAAUGUGACCGUGAUCUGGAUCAUCAUGGCGCACAAGCGCAUGAGGACCGUCACCAAUUAUUUCUUGCUCAACCUGGCGUUCGCCGAAGCAUCCAUGUCCGCCUUUAACACGGUGGUAAACUUCGCCUACGCGGUGCACAACGAGUGGUACUUCGGACUGGUCUACUGCCGCUUCCACAACUUCUUCCCCAUCGCGGCUGUUUUUGCCAGCAUCUACUCGAUGACUGCCAUCGCACUAGACAGGUACAUGGCCAUUAUCCACCCUCUGCAGCAACGCAUGUCAUCCACAGAGACCAAGGUUGUGGUGGCCGUGAUCUGGGUUCUGGCUCUGCUCCUGGCCUUUCCUCAGUACUACUAUUCUACCACGGACCAGCUCCCCGGCCGGGUGGUGUGCUACAUCGAGUGGCCUGAUUAUACCACGUUUGACUUCAAAAAGAUGUACCAUGUCUGUGUGACCAUCCUGAUCUACUUCCUUCCGCUGCUGGUGAUGGGCUGUGCUUACCUUGUGGUGGGCGUGAACCUUUGGGCCAGCGAGAUCCCAGGAGACUCCUCUGACCGCUACAAAGAGCAGCUCACUGCCAAGCGCAAGGUGGUGAAGAUGAUGAUUGUGGUGGUGUGUACAUUUGCCAUCUGCUGGCUGCCCUACCACGUCUAUUUCCUACUCCACCAGUUCUUCCCUGAGUUGUUUGAAGAAACAUACAUCCAGCAGUGUUAUCUGGCCAUCAUGUGGUUGGCCAUGAGCUCCACCAUGUACAACCCCAUCAUCUACUGCUGCUUAAAUGACAGGUUUCGUGCUGGUUUCAAACAAGCAUUCCGUUGCUGCCCCUGUGUCCCUCGAGGCUCUUAUGAAGGCCUGGAACUCAAGUCUACUCGGUACCUGCAGACCCAGACCAGCGUUUACAAGGGAAGCCGAAUGGAGACCACUGUUUCUACUGUUCUUCAUGCUGCGGAGGAAGCAGAGCAGCCCAAGGUCAAAGUUAAAGGAGGUAUUGGGCCUGGAGGGAAUGCUGUUGGGCUGCAACCACAUAGUUCCUCCCUGGACCUCACUUCAAAUGGGUCGUCAUCACGGAGCGUUUCCAAAACUGUAUCUGAGACGUCAAGUUUCUUCUCCAGUAACAACCUGCAAUAG